Messenger RNA from Rhinichthys klamathensis goyatoka, 2684 nucleotides. It is a transcript of the gene pald1a, whose product is annotated as phosphatase domain containing paladin 1a. The transcript is spliced from 19 exons. Lineage: Eukaryota; Metazoa; Chordata; Actinopteri; Cypriniformes; Leuciscidae. The record is from RefSeq and is a predicted model, not a curated record. Bases 192 to 2684 code for a protein of 830 amino acids.
GCUCAAAUAGCCGGUCUUACACCCCGCGAGAGCCUUCUUUCUUUCUUUCUUUUUUCUUUCUUCCCUUCCUUCCCGAGCGAGUGUUUGACUCCAGCCGCGCACAGAGAGAUUCGCUGAAGUGUGUGUUUGCUCAGACCAGCGGUUCUGUUUGCGAGGUGGAGGCUGUUUCACGGCGAUGCUGCCAGUGGAGUAUGGGUACGACUGCCAGCGCUGCUCCCCAGCACACACUGCAUGAGAGUUUCCACGGCAACGGGAUGACGGACAGCAGGCGGUCGGCGAGCAGCGCCUCCUUCAACAUCCACAACAACAAGGGCAAAUCCAUCAUCACUAAUAAAGUGGCUCCUGUGGUCAUCACGUAUAACUGCAGGCAGGAGUUUCAGAUCCACGAUGAUCAUGUUCUUCGUACAAACUAUAAAGUUGGGAGGAUCUCGGACAGCAUGCCGGAGCACCAUCUGGUCCAGGGCUUGUUCUUCAUGGUCCAGGACGUGUCCAGUAAAGCUGAUGUUCUCAGCACCACCGGCUCGUACGGCGCGCCGAACUUCAGGCAGAUCAGAGCCGGGUUCCCACUGUACGGCAUGGGCCAACCCAGCCUGGGUGGCUUCAAACGGGUCCUGCAGAGGCUUCAGGCUCAAGGCCACCAGGAGGUGAUUUUCUUGUGUUUGCGUGAGGAGCCGGUGGUGUUCCUGCGCUUGGAGAGCGACUUCUUUCCCUACACGCCCCGGAGGAAGGAGAACCUCCACGAGAACCUGCACGGUCUGGGACGAGAGCUUUCCUCCGAGGACCUGGAGCUCAGCAUCAGGAGAGAGCUUCAUGACUUCGCCAAACUGAACGACAACGUGUUCUACGUCUACAACGACAUCGAGCAUUUUAAAGGAGAACCGCAGAAGAUCUGCAUCAGCUGUGAAGAAGACAUUCAUGUGACAGGAGAGGUGUACCAGCGACCGCGCUUCACCAUGCCUGCCUACAGGUAUUACCGUCUGCCUCUGCCGAUGGAGGGAGCGCCGCUGGAGGACGAGUUUGAUGCGUUCGUUAACGUUCUCCGGGGGAAUCCGUCUCUGUCCCUGAGUCGCGAUGCAUCUCAGCCUCUUCCCAGCGCUGCUUCACCAGGGGGAGCCUCAACCAAUCUGUGGAUUAAUCCUGGGAUCGCUGGUGAUGAUGCCUUGACACGCGUCCGGACCGCAGACCCUGCACGCCCACCGCCGCAACACCCUGAAGAGGAUGUGACGAACAAACCCAAAAUGCAGUUUCAGGUCAUUCAGACCCUCAUCAGUAAACUGCCUAAAGGUCAAGAGGUCAUGGAAGAGGUGAACCGCGCCAUAGACCUGUGCUCUGAGAUGCACGACAUUCGAGAGGCCAUUUAUGAGAACAAACACAAGCUGGAGGGAAUCGGCGAGGACUAUCAGAUCCAGGGAAGCAGCGCUAAAGACUACUUCCUCCAUCGAACUCUACAGAGUCUAGAGCGAUACUUCUACCUGAUCGUCUUUAACGCGUACCUUCAUGAACAGUAUCCGCUGGCGUUCUCGUGUAGUUUCAGCCAAUGGUUGUGCUCGAACGCCUGGAUGUACCGCCUCCUCUCCUGCAUGAACCAAUCAGAGCUCAGAGCACCGGCUGACCUGCUCACGAAAGGAGCUCGAAUUCUGGUUGCCGAUGAAUAUUUAGCGCCUGACGUUCUGAGCACCAUUAAGGAGAUGAGAGUGGCUAAUUUCAGACGAGUGCCCAAGAUGCCGAUCUACGGCAUGGCUCAGCCGACGUCUGAGGCGACGGGAGCCGUUCUGGCGUAUCUGGCGGAUGAGAAGAGGAAGCACAGCACUGUUUUAUGGGUGAAUUUGCAGGAUGAACUGGUUCUGGAGGCCAACGGGCAGAUCUUCUGUCCGAGAGAGCCCACGCGUGUGGAUCAGCACAUAUGUGUGCUCUCCUCACACACACACGAGAUCCAGAGGCUGGAAACGGCUCUGAAAGAGGAACUUUUGGGAAGUCAGAAAUGGCUUGAAGUGACUCUGGAACAGGAGAAGCAGAUGAAGAUGUUCAAGAGCUGUCUGACGGUCCAGGAGAUCUUCAACCAUCACAAGAGUUCACACGCGGGACUGCAGUACAGGCGGAUCCCUCUCCCAGAAUGCUCUGCUCCCACUGAAGAGGGUUUCGACGGGCUGCUGGAGGCGAUGAAGGCUUGUCUCGCUGAAGACUCGUUCUCUGCGUUCGUCUUUAACUGCUCGAACGGUAAAGGACGAACGACCACGGCUAUGGUGAUCGCAGCCCUCACGCUCUGGCACUUUAACGGUUUUCCAGAGUUCUGCGAGGAUGAAAUCGUAAGCGUUCCUGAUGCCAAAUACACAAAGGGCGAGUUUGAGGUGGUCAUGAAGCUGGUGCGUCUGCUCCCUGACGGUCACCGGAUGAAGCGUGAGGUGGACAUGGCCUUGGACUCGGUCAGCGAGACGAUGACGCCACUGCACUAUCACCUGCGAGAGAUCAUCAUCUCCACCUACAGACAGAUCAAGAGCUGUAAACGUGAGCCGGAGAUCCAGGCGCUGACGCUGAAGAGUUUGCUGUAUCUGGAGCGCUACAUGUACCUGAUCCUCUUCAACACGUACCUGCACCUGGAGAAGAGAGACUCGUGGCAGCGCUCCUUCAGCCAGUGGAUGCUACAGGUGAGAUCAGACCAAUCAUCUGUUAAUAAUCUGCAUUGA